This is a messenger RNA of Pleurotus ostreatus (oyster mushroom), 1275 nucleotides long. RefSeq lists its product as uncharacterized. The coding region runs from base 1 to 1275 and encodes 424 amino acids. NCBI's taxonomy places the organism in Eukaryota, Fungi, Basidiomycota, Agaricomycetes, Agaricales, Pleurotaceae. The transcript is spliced from 4 exons. The record is from RefSeq and is a predicted model, not a curated record.
AUGAAAGAGAAGUCAUCCCAGAGUUUUCAACCGACGAGGGCGAACGCAGAUCAAUCAAGUCGGACGGAUGGCUACAGCCAGCCUCUUGUCAACAAUCAGAACCUUGGCGACAAUGUCGACAUCUUCCACGUGGACCCCUGGCUUCUUCAGGAGACUUUAGGAGACUCGCAUAUUGCUGUUGGCCUGAACAAGCCCAAGGUCAUAACUGGAACGGAAAACAGAGGAAGUGUUUCCAUACGGAAAGUUGUAGAGCGACGUAUUACUCCCGCCCAGCACUUAUACAUGAUCGAUUACCGAAAUCUCGAAACCUUCCACGGGUUCGUCUCAAGCCCUUCUGUGACCAGCAAGAUGUUUGGCCAAAGCACGAUGCACCCUUGCCACCGUUCGCCACUUCCACUCCCGCCACUCAGACCUUCCUUUCCUAUCGAAGCCACAACACCACGGUCAAUGCUCACAUCAAACGGCCACUUGAGCUUUGCCCCCACGAAUGGCUCUUUGUCCAUACCCUCACCGCUCAAUACCAUGGAAUACCUUGCCCUCCCAGGAACUGCUGGCUCUGCUGUAUCCCUCCCGCCUGCACCCUCUUCAAUCUGUAUCCCUAAUGAAGAAGACACGAUGUGGUCGAUGCGGCUCAUCGACGAGCUCGCUGCAGAGGAACAUAAGCCUGCCCGAGGCCCAGCUCUAUCGUAUGCUUGGAACGAAGGCCCCCUGCCACCGCUCGAACAAGCGCAAAAUAGACUUGGACUACCACUCUUCGUUGCUCAACCGGUCGAGCCCAGCGUACCCAAGGCGCCAAUCCCCGCCAAGGUACACAAGAAAAUCAUCUACGAUCAAGAAAUUGUUACGUGCGAAUGCGGCAAGGUAGGCAUGCGAGGCGUCAUUAGGCGCCACCAAAAGCGCAAGUGCCCGAACAAGAUACCAGUUGGUCCUCGAUGCCCAGAUUGUCAGAGGGUGUUCUCUAGCAAUGGUGCCCUGCGCCAGCACCGAGCAAACAUAGCUCGAUGUCUGAAGAAUGUGGCCCGCAUGACGCGAUGCGUCGCCGCCCCUAUGACUCCUGAUUCGACAUCUGCCCCCGGACUUGGUGCACUUGGCCCGUCCCAACAAAGAACGUCUCUUUCGGACGACGAAUUGCAAUACCCCGAUGAUGCUCAGUGCGCCUCCAUUCUCGACGCUGAAUUGCAAUAUCCCGAUGAUAGUGAAUGCGCUCUCGAUGCUGAACCACUCGUCAGUCAGCAAGGAACAUUCGAUGCGGGGUCAUCCGAUAUGGUUCUGUAG